AUGGAGAAAAUAACAACCGAAGAGCAACAGAUCAUCAACAGUCUCCAAGCCAACUGGGUCUGGGUCCCCGACUGGAUCGAUUCCUCCAGUAUCAACACCACCGGGCGAUUGGUUAGGUUUACCCGGAGCUUCAAUCUGACAACACUACCAAAUCAAGCAAUUCUACAUGCCUCCGCUGAUACGAGAUACAAGUUAUUUGUCAAUGGCACCCAUAUUAUCACUGGCCCUGCCAGAGGAAGUCCAUUAAUUUGGUACUAUGAUAGCCAAGACAUUGCACCUCAUCUCCAGGUUGGACAAAAUAAAGUGGAAAUCGUGGUACUUCGAUACUUUGCCUCCUCUCGUGGGGGAAUGCCAUUCGAGCGGACAUCCUUCCCUGGCUUGACAAUUAUAGGGUGCGUUGAAACAACCACCGAGACUGUCAAUCUUGAGUCUCGGGAGUCUUGGGUGGCACAGGUGGACGAAAGCGUGGACUUCCCAACUGGGCUUGUGGAUGAUGUUUUUCUCCAUAUCAAUGAGCGUGUUAGGCUCACCAAGCCCAGUCCCGCCAUGACACCAGUACCAUAUAACAUCAAAUGUGUCAAUGGGGAGCUUCCGCCCUGGCGCUUACGUCCACGCGUUAUCCCAAUGCCCGAAACCCAAAAGGUGGCUAUUAAUAUCAUAAAAUCCUGCGAAAGCCCUCUCCCAACAGAGGAAUGGACUGCUUUUCUCGCUGGAAAUGGCUUUGUCACCCUACCAGCUGAGUCCAGUCAUAAACUAGAGCUACAGGCAGAAGUUCACUCGACUGCCUUUCUCAAAUGGAUCUUCAGAGGUGUUCAAGGGUCAUCCGAGGUUGGCCUCAGAGUCACGUAUUCCGAGGGUUAUGAAUUGGAACCUCGUUCAUACCCCUAUUUUAGGUCCAAGGCUGAUCGGCUAGAUGCAUCAAAGGGAGUCAUAAUUGGUCCAUAUGACGAGGUGGUACUCGCUAUCCCGGAUCAAGAAGAGGUGAAUUAUGAGCCCUUUUGGUUUCGAACAUUCCGAGUUCUGCGGGUUGAAAUCACGAUCGGACCUGAGCCAGUCGAGUUGGUACGCUUUGACGGAACCCAGGUGAAUUAUCCUCUAGCUGUAAAAGCUGGUUGGGAGAAUCCCGAGGAUCAAAGCAGCAAGGAUAUUUGGGAUGUGUCAAUUCGAACCUUGAGAAACUGCAUGUUUGAUGGCUACUCAGACUGCCCAUUUUAUGAGCAACUCCAAUAUUCCGGAGACAGCAGAUCUGUUGGGUUAUUUCACUACCUUCUAUCCGGUGACGACAGGUUGAUGCGACAAGCAAUCACGAACUUCGCAUCUUCCAUCACACCUGAAGGACUUACACAAUCACGCUUCCCGUCGCACGUUCCUCAGGUCAUUGCCGGCUUCCCACUUUAUUGGAUUCUCCAGGUGUGCGAUCACCACCUCUUCUUUGGUGACACAAAAUAUUCUCGCUCCUUUGUCCCACGCAUAGACGGGGUCCUUGAUUUCUUCGACUCAUACAUCGACCAACUCGGCCUCGUGAGCGGCAUGUCGGAAGAUGUAUGGCAAUAUGUUGACUGGGUGACGACGUGGGGCGCAACGGCCGAACAUCCCGAUAAAGGAGUUCCAACGUCAGGCCGGAAGUCAAAUCGACACACGUACUUCAGCAUGCUUUACGCAUACGUCUUACGACAGGCCGCACGACUACUCCGCGAUGUUGGACGACCCGGAAACGCGGACGAAUACGAUUCACGCGCCGAGGCACUGGUAACUGCCAUUAGGGAGCACUGCUUCGAUGGCCAAUUUUUCACAGAUUCGACACUCACUGUAGCAAGCGAAGACUCAUACUCACAACACUGCCAAGUAUUCGCCGUUCUUUGCGGAGCUGCGCUACCGGAUGAUAGAGAACGUAUUCUGAUGGGUUCAUUUGACAACCCUGACUUUUCGAAGUGCUCGUAUGUGAUGCGCUUCUAUCUCCUCCGUGCCCUGGCAAUGGCUGGAGACAAGGCGUAUGAAAGAGUCUGGAACGAAAUGUGGGCACCGUGGCGAGGCAUGCUCGCGAACAAUCUGUCGACCUGGGAAGAGGAUGAUGUUCGACAACGCUCCGAUUGCCAUGCAUGGGGUAGUGUUCCGAUAUAUGAGUACUGUACUGAAGUUGCGGGAAUAUUUCCCAUCGCGUAUGGGUGUUCCAAAAUAUUAUUUAAACCGCGGCUCCACCUCACCGGUACCCUGCAGGCAAAGGUUGCAUUGGGUCACGAUAAUAUGGCGACUGUCUCUUGGGUUACCAAUUCUGAGGGCAUGAUUAACGUGGAGCUUGUUUUACAGAAAGCGACUUCUGUUGCAGUUCAGUUGCCGGGUGCGGGUACGAUGGAAUAUGGUCUUGUUGAUAAUGUCAGGCUAGCUUAUGAGCCUCUUUAG
Messenger RNA from Penicillium longicatenatum, 2400 nucleotides. RefSeq names its product putative rhamnosidase B. Lineage: Eukaryota; Fungi; Ascomycota; Eurotiomycetes; Eurotiales; Aspergillaceae. The record is from RefSeq and is a predicted model, not a curated record. The coding region runs from base 1 to 2400 and encodes 799 amino acids. Gene Ontology annotation, biological process: carbohydrate metabolic process. The transcript has 4 exons.